Bactrocera latifrons is the source of this 466-nucleotide messenger RNA. RefSeq lists its product as uncharacterized. Lineage: Eukaryota; Metazoa; Arthropoda; Insecta; Diptera; Tephritidae. The record is from RefSeq and is a predicted model, not a curated record.
GCAAGCGUUCCACCUUCAAAGUUAAUGGAACUGCGUACCAUAGUUGAUGCUGCUCCGCACACGAAUAAAUACGGCUACAUUCGAGCAAAACUGUUGGAAAAUUUUACGGAAAGCCAGCAGCGACGCCUGCAGCGUGUACUUCGCGAGAUGCUCCUGGGCGAACGGCGCCCAAGCGACCUUUACAACGAGAUGAAGCGCGCCGCGGGAACCACGUUAAGCGAGAGCAUUCUUCACGACCUGUGGAUCACUCGGUUACCUACAUAUACGCAAGCGGCAAUCAUUGCUACAAAUGUGCCAAUCAUCGAAAAGUUGAAGAUCGCCGAUUCCAUUACGGAGUCCAUCAGAUUGCGCCAAGGAGACUGCAGCGAACUGUGCACCGUACAACAAUCUACCGACCAAGAUCUGAGAGCCGAAAUAGCGCACUCAAACAACGACUCGACCAAGUAGUAAGCGACCACGGACAUCG